This is a messenger RNA of Entamoeba nuttalli P19, 312 nucleotides long. RefSeq lists its product as hypothetical. The coding region runs from base 1 to 312 and encodes 103 amino acids. Lineage: Eukaryota; Evosea; Mastigamoebida; Endamoebidae. The record is from RefSeq and is a predicted model, not a curated record. The transcript has a single exon.
AUGAGUGAUAUUAGAAAAGCACAUGAUAAUUACACUACACAAACAAUUCUUAAAAGAAUUCAAGAAGAAAGUGACCGUACUGGAGAAAGUUAUGAGACAAUCAAACAGUCAACUGAUAGAAUAAAAUCAUCAUUAAACACUCAAAAUGAUAUUUCAGAAACACUUAACAGUUCUAAAAGACAAUUAUUUUUUAUGAAAAUAACAGCAAAUGCAGAGGAUUUAUUUUUCAAAUCAGGUCUGUUAUUUUAUGUUUUAGUGAUACUUUAUAUCAUAGUUUCAAGAACUAUAGUUUCAUGGUUCUUUUCUUAUUAA